Messenger RNA from Closterium sp. Yama58-4, 2142 nucleotides. The record is from the annotation of a GenBank genome assembly. NCBI's taxonomy places the organism in Eukaryota, Viridiplantae, Streptophyta, Zygnematophyceae, Desmidiales, Closteriaceae.
AUGAUCAUUCGCUGGGCAGAACAAUGCCGCACCCACUUCAAACCAGCAACAGCAGCAGCCGCAGGGGCAGCAGCAGCAGCAGCAGCAGCAGCAGCAGCAGCAGCAGCCGCAGGGGCAGCAGCAGCAGCCGCAACAGCAGCAGCAGCAGCAGCAGCCACAGGGGCAGCAGCAGCAGCCACAGGGGCGGCAGCAGCAGCAGCGCAGCAGCAGCAGCAGCAGCAGCCGCAGGGGCAGCAGCAGCAGCAGCAGCAGCAGCAGCGGCACCAGCAGCAGCAGCGGCAGCAGCAGCAGCAGCCGCAGGGGCAGCAGAACCAGGAGGGGCAGCAGCCGCAGCAGCAGCAGGGGUUCCAGCAGCACCAGCAGCAACAGCGGCGGAGGGCGACUGCCCGCUCCUCACCUUUCCUCCUCCCUCGCAUGCACACCCGCUCUCUUGAUCCCAUCCUUGGCACUCCGCCACCUUCCUCCCUCAGCCAGCUCGAGGACUCCCAUGAGGAGUUCGCCAUGGUCCAGCGCCACACUCCCUCUCUUUCCACCCUCUACCCCGACCUCCUCGGCGCUCUACUCCUUAGCGCGAUCUCCGCUCCCACCAUCUUCGUCCCCACCACCUUCCAGGAAGCUAUCACCUGCCCUGACGCUGACAAGUGGAUAGCCGCUAUCUUCCUGGAAUGUGAGGCGUUCAUCCGCAACGACUCCUUUAUCGACGUUCCCCUUCCCCCUGACGCCAACCUUGUCGAGGGCAAGUGGAUCUUUCGAGUCAAACAGCUGCCGGGAGAGGAACCAGUCUACAAAGCCCGCUAUGUUGCUAAGGGGUUCACCCAGACCUGGGCUGAGGACUACUGGUUCACAUUUGCCCCCACCCUCAGGCAAGCCACCCUACGCACCCUUAUGGAUAUCGGUGCGCGGGACGACAUGGAGAUUGACUCCAUGGACGUCUCCAACGCUUUCCUGCAAGGUGAACUGCACGAACGCAUCUUUCUCCGCCGACCUCCCGGGUUCCAUGCUACGUUCCCCGACAACACCGUCUGGCAGCUGAAGCGACCGGUCUACGGCCUGAAGCAGGCACCACGAGAAUGGCAUGCGAAGCUGUCUGCUACUCUCCAGUCCCUUGGCUUCUCCCCCUCCCACUCCGACGCCAGCCUCUUCAUCCGCUCUUCCCCCAGUCGCUUCUUCAUCUCGGUCUACGUCGAUGACAUGAUCCUGCUCGCUGACACCAGGACUGACAUGGAUCAAGUGAAACGGUCUCUUCAGGAACGUCUCAAGUGCAAGGACCUUGGUCCCCUCCAGAACUACCUCGGCAUGGCUAUCACUCGUGAUCGAUCCGCCCGCACCAUCACCCUCUCCCAGUCCCACUACAUCGGCCAGGUCCUGGAGAAGUUCGAGAUGGCACAAGCCAAACCAGUCUCCACACCCCUCCCCUUCGGUCACCAGCUUGCGCCACCCACCUCCCCCUCCACCUCCUCCCGGCCCUACGCCGAGCUUGUUGGGUCGCUGAUGUACGCAAUGAUGUGCACUCGUCCCGACCUCGCCUACCCUGUCAGCGUCCUUGCUCGAUUCGUCGGCCCCGGCCGCCACACUGAGGAACACUGGACUGCCGCCAAGCGAGUCCUCCGCUAUCUUCGUGGCACCAGGGACCACGCUCUCACACUGGGUGGAUCUUCCCCCCCCCUUCUCUCUGGCUUCAGCGACUCCUCCUGGGCAGACUGCCAGCCAGACCGCCGCUCCUCCCAAGGCUAUGGCUUCACCCUCGGUAGCGGCCUCAUCAGCUGGCGCUCUACUCGCUCCUCCGCCAUCGCCCUCUCCUCCUGUGAAGCUGAGCUCUAUGCUGGCACCAUGGCCGCGCAAGAGUCCCGCUGGCUCUGCUUCCUCCUAGCUGAGCUUGGUGUUCCCCAGCGCUGCCCCACCCUCUGGUGUGACAAUGCCAGCACCAUCCAUCUCACCCAAGACCCCGUUUUUCACGGUCGCUCCAAGCACAUUGAGCUCCGCUAUUUCUUCAUCCGUGACCUUGUCCAACAGAAUCUCAUCGCCGUUCGCAAGAUCGCCGCUAAGGCCAACCUGGCAGAUAUCUUCACCAAACCACUUCUUCGCCCUGCGCACUCUGCUCUUCUCCGCCUCAUCGGCCUCGCUCCCCCAGGCGCGCCUUGA